AAUGCCACGACUUAUCACCCCCAGCACCCUCCUAACCUUCUCCCACUCUCUCCGCCGCCCCUACGCCACCGAGGCCGUCUUCAAAACCUCCCCCUACCGCCUCCACCGCCUCGACGCCGGCCCCGCUCCCGAAGUCACCCUGAAGAAAGACGACGCCCUCGUCCUCUACGAGCGCAUGGCCACGAUCCGCCGCAUGGAGAACGAAAUCAACAAGCUCUACAAAUCCCGAGUGGUGGUGGGAUUUUGCCACCUGUACUCCGGCCAGGAGGCCGUCGCCGUGGGCUUCUUCGCCAACCUCCGCCCCCACGACACCGCCAUCACCACCUACCGCAGCCACGCUUGGGCCUAUCUCUUCCACGGCUUGACCACCCACAGCGUCAUCGCCGAGGUCUCCGGGGUCCAGUCCGGCAGCAGCCGGGGCAAAGGAGGCUCCAUGCACAUCUUCGGCAAGAACUUCUACGGAGGCCAAGCCAUCGUGGGGGCGCACGUCCCCAUAGGAGUAGGAGUCGCCCUAGCCCACAAGUACCGCAGCAACGGCGCCGUGAGUGUGACCAUCAUGGGGGACGGCGCCACCAACUCGGGACAAGUCGGGGAGGCCUACAACAUGGCGAAGCUGUGGGACCUCCCGUGUCUUUUCUUGGUGGAGAACAACCACUACAGUAUGGGCACGAGCGUGCCGCGCUCCACCCCCAACCCGGACUUCUACAAAAAAGGGGACAUGAUGCCGGGGGUGUGGAUGGACGGGAUGGACGUGGUGUCGGUGAAAGAAGGGGCGCGGUUCUGCAUGGAGUACGUGACGGCGGGGAAGGGCCCCAUCUUGGCGGAGGCCAACACGUACAGGUACUUCGGGCACUCGCUGUCGGACCCGGGGACGACCUACAGGACGAGGGAGGAAGUGCACAAGGUCCGGGAGACGCAGGACCCGCUGACCAUCUUCAAGACGAAAAUUAUGGAGGCGGCGCUGGUAACGGAGGCCGAGCUGAAAGUGGUGGACGACAAGAUAAAGGCGCACGUUAAGGAGGGACUGCAGAAGGCGAAAAAGGACAAGAAGCCGCCGGCCGAGGAGUUGACAUACGAUAUUUACGCGAAUGAGGUCAUCAAGGAGGUGAGGGGAGUGAGUCCGUUCAAGCCGAAGGUACACAAGUCAACGGGGCAGGCCUACAACCUGAAGUAACGAAGAAGUGGAUUUCAGUUCUAGAAUAUU
This is a messenger RNA of Zophobas morio, 1204 nucleotides long. Its product is annotated as pyruvate dehydrogenase E1 component subunit alpha, mitochondrial-like. The transcript has a single exon. Gene Ontology annotation, biological process: pyruvate decarboxylation to acetyl-CoA. Bases 2 to 1174 code for a protein of 390 amino acids. NCBI's taxonomy places the organism in Eukaryota, Metazoa, Arthropoda, Insecta, Coleoptera, Tenebrionidae. The record is from RefSeq and is a predicted model, not a curated record. Gene Ontology annotation, molecular function: pyruvate dehydrogenase (acetyl-transferring) activity.